CAGGCGAACUCGGGCGUUUCGGUGGGUUCGGAAGAGAAGUUCUGUAUCAGCGCGAGCCCCAGCAGUGCUCAGUUAAAGACAGAGACACACACACACACAGAGAGACAGAGAGAGAGAGAGAGAGACAGGCGGCGGCGGGGGAGGCACUGCGACCCUCCCGGGGGGGCAGAUUAUAACCACACUAUACACACACACGCACCCAGGCCGCCAAAUAGGUCCAAUGUUUACUCUAGAUUUUCUUUUUUUAUAAGCAUAUUAAAAAAAAAAAAAAAUGCCUAUUCUACUUUUUCUCAUAGACACGUCCGCUUCUAUGAACCAGCGGACUUAUUUGGGUACGACGUAUCUGGACAUCGCUAAAGGCGCGGUUGAGAUUUUUAUGAAGCUGCGCGCCCGAGACCCUGCUAGUAGAGGCGACAGGUACAUGCUAGUUACAUUUGAUGAGCCGCCAUACGGAGUUAAGGCUGGCUGGAAGGAGAAUCACGCCACCUUUAUGAACGAGCUGAAGAACCUGCAUGCUUCGGGGCUGACCACACUGGGCCAGGCGCUGCGCUCCUCCUUUGACCUGCUCAACCUCAACAGGCUGGUGUCCGGCAUCGACAACUACGGACAGGGAAGAAACCCCUUUUUUCUGGAGCCAUCGGUGAUCAUCACCAUCACAGACGGGAGCAAGCUGACUCACAGCUCUGGCGUGCAAGAGGAGCUGCAUCUGCCCCUGAACUCGCCGCUACCAGGCAGCGAGCUGACGAAGGAGCCGUUCCGCUGGGACCAGAGGCUGUUUGCACUGGUGCUGCGUCUGCCGGGCGCCUCCUCCCUCGAGCCGGAGCAGCUGGGCAGCGUCCCCACAGACGAGUCCGCCAUCACGCAGAUGUGUGAGGUCACUGGAGGCCGGUCCUAUUGUGUCCGAACCCAGCGGAUGCUCAGUCAGUGUUUGGAGUCGCUGGUGCAGAAGGUGCAGAGUGGAGUGGUGAUCAACUUCGAAAAGACAGGACCUGAUCCGCCGCCUGUGGGGGAAGGUAACCGAGCCGUUACAUCACAGGGGUGGAAAGAAGACUCCCACUGCAUGGCAGUUUGCUCCAUUCCUGACGGUCUUGUUGACCCAGCCAGGCCCACAUCCUCGUUCUCUCCCCAGCCAUGGCACAGCUGCCACAAAGUGAUCUACGUGCGCCCCAACCCCAAAACCGGCGUACCUGUCGGACACUGGCCCAUCCCCGAAUCCUUCUGGCCCGAUCAGAACUCCCCCACUCUGCCUCCCCGGACGUCCCAUCCCAUUGUACGGUUCUCCUGUGUGGACUGUGAGCCCAUGGUGAUCGACAAGCUGCCCUUUGACAAAUACGAGCUGGAGCCCUCACCGCUCACACAGUACAUCCUGGAGCGCAAGUCCCCACACGUGUGCUGGCAGGUGUUUGUAAGCAGCAGUGGGAAGUACAGUGACCUGGGGCAGCCUUUCGGGUACCUGAAAGCCAGCACUACCUUAACCUGCGUCAACCUCUUUGUGAUGCCUUACAACUACCCUGUCUUAUUGCCAUUGUUAGAUGACUUGUUCAAAGUGCAUAAACUGAAACCUAACAUGAAAUGGCGACAGGCUUUUGAGACGUACCUGAAGAACUUGCCUCCAUACUUCCUAUUGCCAUUAAAGAAGGCGCUACGAAUGAUGGGAGCCCCAAAUCUGAUCUCUGAUAACAUGGACUGUGGGCUCAGCUACAGCGUCAUCUCUUACCUCAAGAAACUCAGCCAGCAGGCCAAAAUGGAGUCGGACCGGCUCAUAGUGUCCGUUGGCAAAAAGCCUCCCCAGGAAACGGGGAUCAAAGUCAAGAACCACUCCAAUGCACUUUCACUGGCGCACCGCAAGGAUUUCAAACAGCUCCUGCAGGGGAUCACUGGGGAGGCCCCCCUCAUGCUAACCGAUCUCAACCUAAAGGAGUUUGCAGGCUUCCAGAUAGCACUAUUGAACAAGGACCUGAAGCCUCAAGCCUACAGGAACGCGUUUGACAUUCCCCGGAGGAAUCUCCUGGAUCAGCUGACCCGAAUGAGGUCCAACCUGCUGAGAACAACGCAGAAGCUCAUCCGCGGACAAGAUGAAGACUACCUGCACAGCAUCCCUGUGGCUCAGAUGGGGAAUUACCAGGAGUACCUGAAGAUGAUGCCGUCACCCCUCCGAGAAAUCGACCCGGACCAGCCGAAACGCCUGCACACGUUCGGGAACCCUUUUAAGCAGGACAAGAAGGGAAUGAUGAUUGACGAGGCGGACGAGUUUGUGGCGAGCCCCCAGAACAAGCUGAAGAGGAGUGCGGGAGACCCCAACUCUGCUGCGGCACUGAAGAGACGGAGGAGCAUGUCCCCCUUGCUUCGCCGGCCACAGACGCCCCCCAUAAUCACAAACCACGUGAUGGGCAAGGGGCCACCCUCCUCCCCUGGGGGACAAGGCCACCAGAACUUAAUCAAACCCAUCCCACUGCACAAAGGCAUGGAGGUGAACAGCGUGAUCGUAGGGGAGAGUAACGGGGAGAGGAAGCCUGAGAACUGGCCGGUGUUGGACGGGUUAGAAGUGGUGACCCCUGAGGACAGACUAAUGGGGACAGCGGUCGAGGCAGAGUCCCAGCCGGAGGAUGUGGGGUGUCUGAGUGAGGACGGGCUGGACGAGAGGCCAGACCCUGGCGCUAUGGACAGAGGAGCAGGCCCUGCUGAGAACUGUGAGGAAGGAGCUCCACCGGACCAGGAGGGGGCGAUGGAGAGCAGUGCCGAGUCCGCAUUGCCAGGCUCACUCAGGGUUGUCAGUGUCCUGCCUCUUGAUGGGACCAAUGCAGCGCUCCGGACACGGGUCUUAAAGGAGGUUCGCAAGCCAGGCAGGAAUUAUGAGACGGUGUUCCAACUACUUGAAGAAGUGAAGGGACCUCUGGAGGUACAGAGAUACUUCAUCCAGCACACCAUCAAGGAGGCAGCCAGGUUUAAGAAGCGGGUGCUGAUCCAGCAGCUGGAGACUGCACUGGAGGAGAUGGAGGAGAAGUACCGGCCCAAGAGCGUGAACAACAUCCACGACAGGUAACCAGGGCCCUGCGCUGCACCUGUGGAGAAACGCCUGCCCAAUAGACGGGCAAAGGCUCCAGCGCCACGCACGAACCGUCAGAGUUUGACGAAGAUGGAGCGGUUUACCGGAGAGGGAGGAGGGCAUGAGAGGAGAAGGGCCUGGCCAGCCAAACCUUCCCUCUGUGCCUCCCCUUUUUUUGCCAAAAUCCUGCCAGCAUAAGCCAAGCUCCUCGGUGCUCAGGAUAACCUCCGCAGUGACUGAAUGACUAGAGGAGGGAGAUGGAGUAGCAUGGGGACUCUUAGUUUCCUCACAAGUCUGAACACAUUCUAAGUGUGGGUGGUCUAGACUUCCACCUGCCCCAAGGGCUAUGGCACAGAGCAGCCAUUGAUUGUUAUUACCCCAUGAGAGGGUAAAGGAGGGGUGGGAGGAUGACAACAUUGGACAUAGGACCAAUGCCUGAAAUAAUAAACAUUGCACAUCAGAAAGGUUACCUUGAUAAUAAAUGAAAAGGUGAGUGGAGGAUGUGUCACAGCUUUGCAGAAACUCAUCCCACACUCCCAUACCCUCCACCAUACAUCCAAGCAACAGGGCAGAGUUCAAAUCUGCAGCUGUGAUCUCUAAUAAGUCUUCAGACUGUUAAGCAGAGCUGCACCCUCCCCAGACCCAAGAGAUGGGCCUGUGUCACAUCAGUGAGCAGGAGAAGGCGGGGUGAGGGCGUGGGUAUUUGUAAAGAGUAGGAGUAAUUACCCACAGCCCUGCGCCUCCUGUUCAUUGACACCAGUGAAAACCUUGUGACUUGAUGAGGAAACUUAAUCUACCUCAGGCUUUUUGUUUUUCAUUUUUAAACUUCUUUUAGUUGUGUUUUUCCACUAUUUUUAGAAUUGGGUCGUACAAGGAAACGAAACCUGCAUAAAAACAAAAAGAUUGACCUGGGCAGCUUCCAACCCGACCUGAUCAGACUAGGCCUUUAUUGACCAACAAGACUGUAAUAAGCGAUUGAAGUGUCCAGCAGCACUUGCACAACACGGUUUCCUUUGAAAUUUGCAACAUGUCGCCUAAAGCUCCAAAACCAAUCCUACAUUUUGGUUUUCAUUAAUCUGGUCCAUUGCAGCUUGCAGCAGGCAUGCCCAGAUUGCUUGAGCAGUUGAUACAAGGCAGAAGUGCAUAAAUCUGCGCUUUUUGCUUUUAUGUUAACGGUAAUGAUUGGCUAUAAAAUAAACAAACGUAUUGAAUUUAACUCAGUUGUGCAUUCUGUUUGCUGAAAUACAGUUUUAGGUUUUCAGUUUGAUCUGUGCUUGAUUGUGGUCUUGUGGCACUAAAACCCGAAUGGCUGAGCACUUUUCAAUCACAAAUAGCUUGAGCUCAGAGUUUUGAUUUCCCAAGGUUCUGAUGGAAACGGAAGGGCUGGAAACACAUGGCUGGAAAUGAAGACGGGUUUGAUGAAUAGCGUUAAAGGUAGUCUGGGUCUAUCUGGUCAGGUUUGAACUGCAGUCCAUGUCUGUUUGGUUCAGUUCAGUUAGGCUGGUUUGAUCUUUCCCAGCACUCCUGUGCUUAAGCAACCCAUGAUGCUUUUGUUUUUUGUUUUUUAAUGAAAGUGUAUUUUACUUUUUAAUAUUCAUACAAAAGAAAUAACAAAGAGAUUAUUUUUGGACAGUAUUCUUACCAGGCCAUAAGAUAAAUAUUUUAAAGAAAAUAUUACACUGUAUAAAGAAGAAUGUUUUGUAACUGUUAUUAUAUAAUAUAAAUGAAC
Messenger RNA from Polyodon spathula (Mississippi paddlefish), 4775 nucleotides. RefSeq names its product integrator complex subunit 6-like. The record is from RefSeq and is a predicted model, not a curated record. Bases 272 to 3043 code for a protein of 923 amino acids. Gene Ontology annotation, biological process: snRNA 3'-end processing. The transcript has 18 exons. Lineage: Eukaryota; Metazoa; Chordata; Actinopteri; Acipenseriformes; Polyodontidae. Gene Ontology annotation, cellular component: integrator complex.